Lolium perenne is the source of this 378-nucleotide messenger RNA. NCBI's taxonomy places the organism in Eukaryota, Viridiplantae, Streptophyta, Magnoliopsida, Poales, Poaceae. The record is from RefSeq and is a predicted model, not a curated record.
UGCACCCCGAGGCGAGGCGGUAGAGGCAUAGCAACCCAGCCGAUUACCUACCUGUCCACUUGUCCCUCGUACCUCCCACCCGCUCUCCGUUGCCAACUUGGUUGGUCGCCAUGGCGGGCCUCCGUCUCGCCGCGUGCGCCGUGCUCCUCUGCGUCCUCCUCUCGCCCUCCUCCGCCCUCCGCUGGCUCGCCGACCCCGCGCCGGAGACCGCCGCCGCCGCCGCAGGACAUGAUAGCUACCGGACCGCCUACCACUUCCAGCCCGCCAACAACUGGCAGAACGGUAGGGAAUCACCGCCUCUCUCCGUCGUGUUGCUCAAGCCCAAUCACGGGUUCAUUCAUUCACUCGGCUAACCUGAAUCUUCUCUGUUUCCUGUCG